Messenger RNA from Symbiodinium natans, 660 nucleotides. Lineage: Eukaryota; Dinophyceae; Suessiales; Symbiodiniaceae. The record is from the annotation of a GenBank genome assembly.
AUGGGUCUCAUGUGGCUUCACCCAGAGGCUUCUGUUGUUUCAAAGAGGUCCGGCUAUGAUCUUCUCUCCACCACUGAGACUAGCCUUUCCAGAGACCUCGCAGACGGAGGGUACGGGAAUGGGUAUGGGGCGCUGCGGUCGGCGCGGUCAGCGCGGUCGGCGCGGUCGGCGCGGUCGGCGCGGUCGGUGCGGGCGGUGCGGUCGGUGCGGUGCGUCGUGCGGGCGGUGCGGGCGGUGCGGUCGGUGCGGGCGGCUGUUGACUGCCUGCAGAUGAGCCUGGAGUUUCCUCCCCGCUCUGAUCACAGCCAGAGUGGAAGCCUACAUUCCAAGGACUCCAUAUCCAAGCUUGACGUGGCGCCACCUUCCUGCCCUAUGGCAUACCCCGUGACAGUUGCAAAUGUCGAAGACGACAUGCAAGAUCCGGACUGGCGUCCGAAGAGAUCGCAUGGCGCGCUCGCUUCUGUCACCCCAAGGGAGCAAGCGUUGCAAAGUUCUCGGAUGGAGCGCUGGCCCCCAGUUGGAAGUCAGACAGUUAUGGUGACCAUCAUCGGGGCAGAAGGACUGCCAAGGGCUGAUCGUGGUGGCCAUUCCGAUCCCUACGUGCUUGUCCAGGUUCCCGGCAGAAGUCGAUCGAAGGCAAAGACGACAGCCAUGCCCUGA